AUGUCGUUCCUGAGCUUGAACCGCUUCUUGUUAACUGCCCUCAUUCUAGGUUUGGGAACAACAUGCUUUACAGUCCCAGUUUUGCUCAAACAAGUCAAAGACGCAGCAAGAGCGCCACCACCAGACCCUCCACCCCCGGCCAAGCGUCUCCAGAAGGAUUCUGAGAACUCGCUCAAGCUUGACACUCUACGCACACUCGCAGACGGAUAUAGCUAUGAUCUACGCACCUCGGCCAUCAAGAUCGUUGCCAGCCGAACCGUUAGAUCUCGCACGAGGGAACUAUUAUUGCGCGAUCUGGCCUGUAACGACCACAACCGCCGCGAGAAUGCUAUUAACGCUUUACACAUGCUUCUCACUCACCCGGCGCUCAACGAUUCGAUAUCCGGUCAAUUCCGAGACGCUAAGGCCAUCACGGCGGUUGUUCGUGGCUUGAUUAAUGUGCUUCCCCAGCAUGAUAUUCACGUCAACCAAGAGGGUAAAAAAGAGACGGCCAUCGCGGCUGAGAAGAAAACGCCGCCACCGUCACCCAUCCGCCCUAGUCGCCGGCCCUCUCAAGAAGCUCAGUUGCUCGAAAUAUUCACUAAUAUGCUUCAUAGCCUUUCGCGGCGCGACAUACAUUACAUAGAAGUGAUGAACACCGCCUUGCGCGCGGGCUUGGUCACCAAGUGGUUAGCAAAUUACCCUUUCCCCUGUGCUUUGCCAGAGAACUCUGAGUUCAACUUCAAACGAUGUGAUGUGGCGAGAUUGUUUGACCGUACGGCUUGGCUUUCUGACGACCCUCUAAUGGGGGACGUCAUCCUCGAGGUGAUGCAAUAUCCUCCAGCGAAGAGACAGAUGCGUGAAGUCGGGUUGAGUGCAAGCAGCUACAAAGAGAAUAUGGACAUGGGGCGCAGCGAUCGGGACUCGUGGAAUGCGGGAUGGGGUUCGUCGGGCUGGGCCGAUGGCGAGGCAGAUGCCGACGAAGACAACGAUGUAAGAAUGGUCAAUGGCGAAGACACCGCAGGGCUGAUUCCCGGCAACGCCGCCGCUCCUCAGGACAACAUCACGCUCUGGGAUGAACCUGCACGAUCAACCAUUACCAGGGCCGGCGCUAGACUGAGGUCCGCCGAGAGGAGUCAGGAAGAGGAGCAUUUGCGAAGGCGACACAGGGAGGCGAUUGUCGUUGCCGAGCGGGGUACGCCGCUGAGCAGGGAAAAUAUCUUGCAGAGGGAGAAUAGCGAGAUCUUGCAGCCCAUGAACGGGGUCAGCGAGGUCGAAGGGGAGUUGAAUGGGCUGUUGAAUCUGUCCGAAAGCUCUGCGGAUGCCCAGCUAGAGGACCAGGAAGCCCGCCCCGAUCCACCUCCCUGUUCCGACACAACCAACGUCUUAGAUCUGGCUCCUGAACUGGAGGACGAAGUGGCAAAGGAGCUGACGACGGUGGAUGAGGACAAGGACAAGGACGAAGAGGAGAUGAUCCGAGCUCAGAGGAGGCACCGUGAGAUCGAGCAAUUGAUCGAGGAAGACCCAGAGAUACAAGGCACGAGUGAGGUGCUGUGCCAGCCGACUGGUUCGGGUGAGGCAGCAGCCAUGGACACGAUUCCAGCCACUGCUGGCUCUCCAGUAGUGGAGGACGACGGUGCCGACAAGCAAGAAGGCUCGUAG
Molecule: messenger RNA, 1641 nt
Organism: Cladophialophora bantiana CBS 173.52
Lineage: Eukaryota; Fungi; Ascomycota; Eurotiomycetes; Chaetothyriales; Herpotrichiellaceae
Exons: 1
Coding region: 1-1641 (546 amino acids)
Source: RefSeq, a predicted model, not a curated record